AUAUAUAGCGUUGCAGCUGCUUCGUUCUUUGCAGUGCUCUUGUUUGUUUAAGUUCUCUGAGAUAUCUCUUCCUCUAUCGUACCGUUUGGAACUCUCAUUUGCAGUCCUUUCUCUGAAUCGCUAGAGAAGCAGAGAAGACAAUUACUAUGGAAAUAGACAGAUCCCAGCAACUAUCUGUUGAUCCUCUUCCAUUUGCCAGAAGUUAUCAGCUUGAAGCUCUGGAGCUGGCAAUCAAGCAGAACACUAUAGUGUUUUUGGACACUGGCUCUGGCAAGACUCUCAUUGCCAUCAUGCUUCUGCGCAGCUACGCCUAUCUUCUCCGCAAGCCAUCACCUUUCAUUGCAGUCUUCUUAGUUCCGCAAGUUGUCUUGGUCUCUCAACAAGCUGAAGCUGUGAAAAUGCAUACCGACUUGAAUGUGGGUAUGUAUUGUGGAGAUAUGGGAGUUGACUUCUGGGAUGCUGCUACAUGGAAGGAAGAAAUAGGAAAACAUGAGGUGCUUGUGAUGACACCUGCAAUUUUGCUUGCUGGUUUGAGGCAUAGUUUUUUCAAGCUAAGCAUGAUAAAGGUUUUAAUAAUCGAUGAAUGCCACCAUGCCAGGGGUAAACACCCUUAUGCUUGCAUUAUGACGGAGUUCUAUCACCGUCAGCUAAGUUAUGCUAGAUCUGAUCUUCCUAGAAUAUUUGGGAUGACUGCUUCUCCCAUAAAGACAAAGAGUGGAGACUCUGAAAACUCUUGCUGGCAAAAGAUUUCCGAACUUGAGACCAUGAUGAGCUCAAAGGUGUAUACUUGUGCUAGUGAAUCUGUGCUUGCUCAGUUUAUACCAUUUUCGACUCCGAAGUUUAAAUUCUAUAGCCACAAGGAAAUUCCAUGUACCUUAUAUGAUCGAUUAGCUCAUGAUUUGCAGAGUUUGGAAAAAAAGCAUCUACGCUCACUGAAAAUCCUUGGUCUCGGAGAAUCUGCUGCAGAUGCUACUGGCAAAAAGAUAAAAAAGAUUUUUUUAGCUUUAAUAUUCUGUUUGGAUGAGCUUGGUAUUUGGCUGGGUCUAAAGGCUACACAGUCCUUUUCAUGCAAUGAAUCUGACAUAUGUAAUGACACUGACUUAAUUCCAUGGGGAAAACUGGAUGUGCGUAGUCAGGCAAUUGUUAAUAAUUUCAGUUUGGCUGCAUUUGAUGCAUUUGCCUCUUAUGUUCCAUCAGGUCCAGAUUGGUCUAUUGGUGAUAAUGUUGAAGCCAAUGUGGAUGCAGGGCUUGUAACUUCAAAAGUUGCCUGCCUCAUUGAAUCUCUUCUCGAGUACAGGGAUUUAAAGGAUAUUAGAUGUAUAGUCUUUGUGGAAAGGGUCGUUACAGCCGUUGUCUUACAUUAUCUAUUGAACGAGUUGCUUCCGAAAUACAGCAGUUGGAAGUCUAAAUACAUUGCAGGCAAUAACUCUGGGUUGCAAUCCCAGACAAGGAAAAAACAAAAUGAAAUUGUGGAAGAAUUUCGUCAAGGCAUGGUGAACAUCAUUGUUGCAACAUCAAUUCUUGAAGAAGGUUUAGAUGUUCAAAGCUGCAACUUGGUGAUUAGAUUUGACCCAUCUUCCACCGUUUGUAGUUUCAUACAAUCCAGAGGCCGUGCUAGAAUGCAACACUCAGAUUAUAUAUUAAUGAUGAAGAGUGAGGAUUUUGCUACUCGAUCUCGACUAGAGAAAUAUCUUGCUAGUGGAGAUAUUAUGAGAAAGGCAUCCUUACGCCAUGCUUCGCUUCCUUGCUCACCCCUUCAAAGUGAUGUAAAUGAUGAGGAAGUUUAUUAUGUCGAAAGCACUGGAGCGUCUGUGACACUGAAUUCUAGUGUUGGUUUGAUAUACUUCUAUUGCUCACGGCUCCCUUCGGAUUGCUAUUUUAAACCAGCUCCAAGGUGGGAUGAGAAGACUCGCACUCUACAUCUUCCCAAGAGCUGUCCUUUACAGAAAGUUGUUGUAGAAGAAAAUAUCAACUCUAGAAUUAUGAAGCAGAUUGCCUGCCUUGAAGCAUGUAAGAAACUUCAUGAGAUUGGUGCUUUGACAGAUAAUCUUGUUCCAGAUAUUGUUGUGGAAGAAGGCACGGUGCAAGAAUGUGGGAAUAAACAUUAUAUUGAUGAGCAACCCAGUUACUUCCCACCUGAACUGGUCGGUUGUCGUCCAAAGAAUUCUAAAAUAAUGUAUCAUUGCUAUUUAAUUGAGUUGAAGCAGAACUUUGGUUAUGAUGUUCCAGUUCAUGACAUCAUGCUUGUCAUGAGAAGUAAGCUAGAUUCUGAUGUUGGAAGCAUGAAUUUUGACUUGGACGUUGACAGGGGUAGCUUGGCAGUGAACUUUAAAUAUGUAGGAGAGAUUCAUCUUAGCCCAGAUCAUGUCCUUUUGUGUAGAAGGUUUCAGAUAACUCUUUUAAGAGUUCUUAUUGAUCAUAAUUUGAAUAACUUAAAGGAGCUUUUGGAUGGAGAUUGUUCAGGAGAUAAUAUUGAGAUUGACUAUCUUUUGCUUCCAGCCAGUGGCAAAGAUGUGAAAUCUUUGAUUGAUUGGGAAUGUAUUACUUCUGUUGACUUUUCAUGUGAAAAGUUUUGUGAAUAUCACUUGAAUUGUUCUCUGCCCAAGGGUCAUGCUCGUUGUGUACAGACCAAAGAUGGUUCUGUAUGCACAUGCAUGCUUCGGAAUUCUUUGGUCUAUACCCCUCACAAUGGUCAUGUGUACUGCAUAACUGGAAUUUUGGGAUUAAAUGGAAACUCACUUCUGAAGCUCAGAGAUGGCAGAAUGGUUACAUACAAGAAGUACUUUCAAGAGCGGCAUGGCAUCAAGCUGCAUUUUGAUCAAGAAUCAUUGCUUAAUGGGAGACAUCUUUUUCAGUUGCAAAAUUACCUUCAGAGAUGCAGAAAACAGAAAGAGAAAGAAUCAGGUCAUACAACAGUUGAAUUGCCUCCAGAACUUUGCAAAAUAAUCAUGUCACCAAUAUCAAUCACUACAUUUUAUUCGUUCUCAUUUGUUCCUUCGAUCAUGCAUCGGCUUGAGUCUUUGCUCAUGGCUGUCAAUUUAAAAAAGAUGCAUUUGGAUCAUUGCAUGCAAAAUGAAGUUAUUCCAACCAUUAAGGUCUUGGAAGCAAUUACUACUAAGAAAUGCCAAGAGUCAUUCCACUUGGAAUCCUUAGAAACUCUUGGAGAUUCUUUUCUCAAAUAUGCUGCUACUCAACAACUUUUCAAGACAUAUCAAAAUCAACAUGAGGGUGUCCUUAGUGUGAAGAAAGAAAAAAUAAUUUCUAACGCGGCUCUUUGCAAGUUUGGAUGUGACCGCAAACUUCCGGGAUUUAUUCGGAAUGAGUCCUUCGAUCCUAUAAAGUGGAUAAUUCCUGGAGAUAGAUAUCAGACUUAUGCAUUAAGUGAGGAGUUGUUCCUUAGUACGAGAAAAAUCUAUGUUAGGGAAAGUAGAAAGGUGAAAAGUAAAACAGUUGCUGACGUUGUUGAAGCACUAAUUGGUGCAUUUCUUAGCACAGGUGGUGAAACUGCAGCCUUAUUAUUUAUGGAUUGGAUGGGUAUAAAGGUAGACUUCCAUGUUACACCGUAUGAGAGGCACUUCCAAGUUCAUGCAGAGAAGCUUCUAAAUGUCAGACAUUUGGAGUCCUUGUUGAACUACUCAUUCCGUGAUACCUCUCUGUUACUGGAAGCUCUGACCCAUGGUUCUUACAUGCUUCCUGAGAUUCCAAGAUGUUAUCAGCGACUUGAAUUUCUUGGGGACGCGGUGCUAGAUUAUCUUGUGACCAUGCAUUUCUACCAUAAAUAUCCUGGGUUGUCUCCAGAAUUGUUAACUGACAUGAGAUCUGCUUCUACAAAUAAUGAUUGUUAUGCACGAUCUGCAGUUAAGUUUGAACUGCACAAACACAUCCUCCAUGCCUCACAAGAACUCCACAGGCAUGUAGUGGAAACAGUUAACAAUUUUGAUAAGUUAUCCUCAAAAUCAACUUUUGGUUGGGAGUCGGAGACAACUUUCCCCAAGGUACUUGGUGAUGUUAUAGAGUCUUUGGCAGGUGCCAUUCUUGUCGAUUCGGGGUACAAUAAGGAGAUAGUCUUUGAGAGUAUGAGGCCUCUUUUGGAGCCUCUGAUUACUCCUGAAACAGUGACACCUCAUCCUGUAAAGGAGUUAAAUGAGCUAUGCCAAGCAAGGCAUUAUAAUCUGAAAGAACCCACCAAGACCCGCAAUAAGGGUAUGGCUUUAGUCACAAUAGAGGUUGAAGCAAAUGGGAUCUCUUUCAAGCAUACAGCCACGGCUGCUGAUAAAAAGACAGCGAAAAAGAUAGCAUCGAAAGAAGUAUUGAAGUCACUGAAGGAACAAAUUCCUAUGAAAUGAACAAGUCCAGACCAAAGUUUUGAAAGACAAGUGUAUAUUACAGUUAGUGUUGUAAUUUUGAAAUUGUAUUUGUUGCUUUUGCAGCAGGCUCAAGCCUGAGAGCUAUGGGCCUGUUUGUUAAUGCUUUUUAAAAUGUAUUUUUUUACUUUUUGGUUGUGAUGUGAUAUAAAGGUGAAAGUAGUUUUGAGCACUUUUUGUAUCGAGUUGUUUAUUAAUAAAAACCAUUAGCAAACAA
Alnus glutinosa is the source of this 4581-nucleotide messenger RNA. RefSeq names its product endoribonuclease Dicer homolog 2-like. Gene Ontology annotation, biological process: siRNA processing. Gene Ontology annotation, molecular function: ribonuclease III activity; RNA binding; ATP binding. The transcript has 23 exons. The coding region runs from base 147 to 4346 and encodes 1399 amino acids. The record is from RefSeq and is a predicted model, not a curated record. Lineage: Eukaryota; Viridiplantae; Streptophyta; Magnoliopsida; Fagales; Betulaceae. Gene Ontology annotation, cellular component: nucleus; cytoplasm.